Electrophorus electricus (electric eel) is the source of this 1305-nucleotide messenger RNA. NCBI's taxonomy places the organism in Eukaryota, Metazoa, Chordata, Actinopteri, Gymnotiformes, Gymnotidae. The record is from RefSeq and is a predicted model, not a curated record.
AUGUACAUGAACCUCAACAUACUCCCAACAUCAAGGACACGCUUCCCUGGUUCAUCCUCCUUCAUGAGUGGUGAUGCUCUAGAAUGGCAACAGGAAAUGACGGUCGACAACAACAUAGAUGGCUCUCAGAUGACAGCGAACAUAACACUUCUUGAAGCCAAUAGCACGUUAUGGAACAUCGGAAUACCCAAAAGCACAAGCUCAAGAGCUCCAGACAAGCUGACCCCUCUACCAGUUCCAGACAAGCUGACCCCUCUACAGGUUCUAUACAAGAAAGAUUUCCAAAAGAUGCCAAACUGGACAACAAACGAUGUAUACCUGCAAAGCAAUGAGCCCAUUCAGAGAAGUUGUGCAGAAUCUUUGCACAAAAUUAAAGACCCAGACAUUCAGAAGGCCUUCAUGCCUAGUAUUCAGAUGUAUCUGUACCAGAACCUUCUUAACCAGAGCGAAUGGAACCGACUGGCUCACUUCAACAAUCCUUUCGGCUUCAUGGAGUACAACUACAGUGACAUAAAGAAGGUGGUGGACCUGAUUCCCAAGCCCAGGAGCACCCAGCUACUGCCACUCCCUGAGAACAACACCUGCAGCCGCUGUGCUGUGGUGGCCAACGGUGGCAUUCUCUACGGCUCCAAGAUGGGCCAGGAGAUAGAUGCGCAUCAUUAUGUGUUCCGAACGAACGGGGCAGUUAUCAAAGGCCAUGAGGAAGAUGUGGGAAACCGGACAUCUGUCUACGUCCACACAGCAUUCUCACUCGUCACCUCCCUCACUGUCUUCAAGAAGUAUGGCUUCAAUAAAAUUCCCAGUGAUGAGGGAAUUAAAUAUGUGAUGAUUCCUGAAGGCCUGAGGGAUUUCCUGUGGCUGCAAGGACUUCUCACCAGACAGGAAGUAACAAAUGGCCAGUUCCAGAAAAAGCAGCCAUGGACGUACUACGAAGGGUUUGAUGAGAGCCGCUUUUAUGUCCUCCACCCGGACUUUCUGAGAUAUAUUCGCAACAGAUUUAUGACCUCUAAACAGCAGGAUGGGAAACACUGGGCGAUGUACCGACCGACCAACGGAGCCUUCACUCUGUUCCUGGCCCUCCAUGUCUGCGACACGGUUGACGCGUAUGGUUUCAUCACUGAGAACCACAGGAAUUACUCAAAUUACUACUUCGAGAAGAAUCAGAAGACUAAAGUUAUCUUCUACAUCAACCAUGACUACAACCUAGAAAUAAAAACAUGGCAAAAACUGCACAAUGCCAAAAUCAUCCGUCUAUACCAGCAUGAUGGAAGACAGACAUGACACUCGUCCUUCAGGAAGAACAUG